AUGCUCAAGGCCCAGUGCAGUUCUCUUGAUGGUGGGCUGCUCACUUCAACCCCCUCCCCUGCCACGAGGUCCCAAAGGAGGGGUUCUGCCCAGGUGAUGGUUGCCUCACAUGUGGGGAAGGGCCCUGGGCUCACAGGGGUCACCUCCAGUCCUGUCUGUUCCACAGUUGGGCUGGGGAAGGAUGGGGAUGAGGCCAGAAGUCCGGGUGUCCCUGGCCAGUGUCUGGUUGGGAGGCAUGACUGGGGCUGUGGUCAGUGGCCCCCCACGUCCCUCCACAUGGGGGGCUUGUUUCUGGGGCAGUCUGAGUGUCCAUGUUGGGCCCUGGGCCUUCUGGAUUUGUGGUCAGCAGAGUUAUGCUGUCCAGUCUGCGUGAGGCUAGGUCAGCAUGACCUGGCCCCUCAUAGAGCCUUGUGCUGGGGAGGUGUCCCUGGGGCUGGAGGAGCCCCAACACCCACCUAG
Messenger RNA from Rangifer tarandus platyrhynchus (Svalbard reindeer), 459 nucleotides. NCBI's taxonomy places the organism in Eukaryota, Metazoa, Chordata, Mammalia, Artiodactyla, Cervidae. The record is from the annotation of a GenBank genome assembly.